UUAAAAAUAUUUAUUAAUAAUUGUUUUUAAAUGCCACUUAUUUGAGACAGCAGAAACCAAAGCAUUUUCUUUAGAAUUCUCACUUAGCUUGUAUUUCACAAAAGUGCUUUAGAACUCAGAUUUCUACCACCUGUAUGGAGUGUAAAGACAAAAGGAAGCCCAACAAAACCAAAGGCCCAAUGGUGUCUAUUCCCAGGGCCAAGGUAUAACCCCAGGCUAACCCACCUGCCCUGGGCUGAGUAGCUGCACACACCUGUGAGUGCUCAAAGUCACACGCAUGAUUGAGGGGGUCAGGCACCAAGGUGCCUUUAUUUAUUCAUUUCUCAAACUCAAUUCCCUUCAAAUCCUGACUCUAUUUAAUAGGCCAAAGGAUGUUACUCAUAUUUAUUUGGUGCCAAAUUAUUAUUUUUUAAAAUCCUUACAUCUGCACCUUGAAAGCAAACUGCAAUAUCCAGCACAACAUUGUCAGAGCUGCUGUAUGGCUAUUUAGCUUUAUUACUGCCUGGCUAAUGCUUAAUACGCUUCAUCCUUUACAGCUGGAAGAAGGAUGGUCACUGUAUUUAACCAGCCAUAGUGCAUUUAGAGGUCAACAGCUUUUAUGGACUAUUUGUCCAAGAACUUUCAGUAAACUACAAAGUUGAGGCCUUUAUUUUGGUCAGUAUGUAUAAAUAUUCAUAUGCAAUUAUCCAGAAAGAAGAAAAACUGGUUAACAAGAAACCUACUGUCAUGUCAGAUGCUGGAAAUCAAUCUUUAGCUACAUAAUAUUUACAGAAAGGGUUUUAAGAUGCAUAAUCCACUUUUUCAGUCUGUCUCUUGUAUUUCAUUAGUCAAUUGGAAGUGGCACAUGAGUUUCAUCUGGAAAAAAUAUUUUCACCUUUUCUAAUUCUUUUGACGAAUAAGUUUUUGUCUGUUAAGGGAUGAGAAUGCUAUUUGGCUAUUACCUACUUUUAGAAUUCAAACUAACCCUUCAAAUGUCUUUAUUUAGAUCAUAUGCUCUCAAACUAUCUCAUUGUUUUACUGACACAAUGGUAAAACUGGGUUCCCAAAAUGUCAAAACCCUAAUGGAGUCUCUAUUUCCAAGAGUAAAAUAAAAGACAGCUAACACUGUGAGGUGAAAACUAUCCUGAGCCUUUUUUCCCCUCUCUUUAACAUUUAGAAACUAGGGGGGAAAAAGUGGGAUUGCAUUAAUAGACUUCCAAAACAAAAUGUUAUGGAAGUGUUUAUUUUUUAAAAGGAGAGUUUUAAGAGAACAGGAUGCUUGAAUAUGACCAACUCCCACUCAAGGGGAAAAAUAACCACAGACCUUUGCUGAGAUGGCACCAGUAAUUCAAAGAAACCAAGCUAACCAGAAUUUGAUCCACACACAAAAUGAAAACUUGUUAACAGGAUGGAACAACUAUAACAAGAUUCAAGUCCCUUCAUCUUUUGGCAAUGAAAUAAGUGAAAUUAUAACAUAAGGACAUUUUGGAAGGGUUGAAGAUCACAGUCAGAAUCGAACAGAAAACUUUCAAACCUAGAAAGCAAAACGGGAACUUUCAUAGCUCCUUGAUCUACCAUAUCUAAAUAGAAAUAGUAUAAUGCCUAUCCAAUAGGUGCUUAGUUUCAAAACUAAUACAAGCAAUUUAUCAUGAAAAGCCUAUACCUAAUAAGCUGUUUUUCUUCUCUGUUCUGCCCCUUUGUCAUAUGCUUGAGCUUAAUGAAGACUGUCCUCUGCAGCUGCUCCUAAGGGCAGAGAAGCAAGCAAUGGAGUAACAAAGGAAGCCUGAGGAGCCCCUGGCCCCUGAGGACCUUCUCUCUGGCCGGUCACAGCCACUUAUGUUUCAAUGCAGGCGAUUUCAAGAUUGGUUUAAGAAAAAGAAUCCUAUCUUGGGGAUUAGGUUCCCUGUCAAAGGCCAUCAGAUGGACAGCUAUUUACCAGGCAAUUAGCCUAAAGCUCUUAGGUAAUGAUAAAAAAAAAAAAAAAAAAAAAAAACAGAAAACAAAACAAAACAAAACAAAAACCUUGUAUUUUCCUAUUGGAACCUUUUAUUCUAUUUUGUUGAUGCUUAAGGAAAAAAGCUUUGCCCAUAACUCACUGUGGCCUGGAGUUAUGACACCAACUUAUAUUUGGCCAAUUAAGAAAGAGAUUCUCCUGUCUCAGCCUCCCGAGUAGCUAGGACUACAGGCGCCCACCACCACGCCUGGCUAAUUUUUUGUAUUUUUAGUAGAGAUGGGGUUUCAUUGUGAGUUUCACUCUUUUUGGCAACAAUAAUACGGCGCCCAACGUGGGCCUCAGAGAAGACUCGGAACCCCAAAGGAGUUGCCCAAAACCGGAGAGAGAAGCGGAGAUCCUGAUGUUUCUCAGUGCCAUUGUGAUGAUGAAGAACCGCAGAUCCAUCACUGUGGAGCAACACAUAGGCAACAUUUUCAUGUUUAGUAAAGUGGCCAACGCAAUUCUUUUCUUCCGCUUGGAUAUUCGCAUGGGCCUACUUUACAUCACACUCUGCAUAGUGUUCCUGAUGACGUGCAAACCCCCGCCCCCCCCCCCCCCAUAUAUGGGCCCUGAGUAUAUCAAGUACUUCAAUGAUAAAACCAUUGAUGAGGAACUAGAACGGGACAACAGGGUCACUUGGAUUGUGGAGUUCUUUGCCAAUUGAUCUAAUGACUGCCAAUCAUUUGCCCCUAUCUAUGCUGACCUCUCCCUUAAGUACAACUGUACAGGGCUAAAUUUUGGGACGGUGGAUGCUGGACGCUAUACUGAUGUUAGUACGCGGUACAAAGUGAGCACAUCACCCCUCACCAAUCAACUCCCUACCCUGAUCCUGUUCCAAGGUGGCAAGAAGGUAAUGCGGCAGCCACAGACUGACAAGAAAGGACGGGCUGUCUCAUGGACCUUCUCUGAGGAGAAUGUGAUCCGAGAAUUUAACUUAAAUGAGCUAUACCAGCGGGCCAAGAAGCUAUCAAAGGCUGGAGACGAUAUCCCUGAGGAGCAGCCUGUGGCUUCAACCCCCACCACAGUGUCAGAUGGGGAAAGCAAGAAGGAUAAAUAAAAUCCUCACUUUGGCAGUGCUUCCUCUCCUGUCAAUUCCAGGCUCUUUCCAUAACCACAAGCCUGAGACUACAGCCUUUUAUUUAUGUUUUCCCUUUGGCUGUGACUGGG
Messenger RNA from Pan troglodytes (chimpanzee), 3139 nucleotides. RefSeq names its product thioredoxin-related transmembrane protein 2. Gene Ontology annotation, biological process: brain development. Gene Ontology annotation, cellular component: membrane-bounded organelle. The transcript has a single exon. Gene Ontology annotation, molecular function: disulfide oxidoreductase activity. The record is from RefSeq and is a predicted model, not a curated record. NCBI's taxonomy places the organism in Eukaryota, Metazoa, Chordata, Mammalia, Primates, Hominidae.